ACAUUCCACAAUAUUUAAAAUACAAUUUGUAACCGCUAAUUUACUGACAAUGUGGCAACCCUACGUAUAGCCCGCGAAACGACUUUUUUCUGCUGUGCAAAAGAGCACACACUACAGCACUCGUUGACGAGCGAGAGAGAGAGAGGCAGCCGAAAAACACGCGCUGCAUUUUCUUGACGUUCCUCUGAUUUUUUCCGCUUUAUUUACAAAAAUAAUUUAAAAUAAAGGAUGUCUAGCUCUGGGAGAAAGCGUAAGCAACAGUUGAAACCUCGACAGGACGACCACCGAUCGCCGGUGAAGCGGCGAAGCGUCGACAUCAAAAAGGAGCCCUUGGACUCGUACCCGGCACUGGCGGACUACGACCUGAGCACGGCGGACGUCAAGCCGGACCUCACGGAGUUGCAGCUCCAGCUGGCAACAGAGCCGCGUACGUCCGUCAAUCCCAAUCUUAGCGAAUUGAACCGCCAGGAGAGCGACUCGGACGAAGACGGCUACUCGGAACUAAACUACCAAUCAUCGGAUGUCUUUUGCCAGGAUGAGCCGGAUGAGUUCGACCCUGAGUGGACUUCCCAGCAGGCGACCACAAGGCUGCUCUUCAAGUUCCAUACGCCGUUGCAACAAACUGGCCUGAAGGGCACAAAACGCUUUCAAUGCCCGCAGCAAUAUUUUAACCUGCUGUUGGGCAACCGCUACAAGUUCUUUGCCGCCCUGGCUCAGGCUAUCAACCUUCGUGGCGGGACGGCACCCACCACUCCCGAAGAAGUGGAAACCUUUGUGGGCCUUUCUCUUCUGAUGAGCGAUUUGAAGCUCAAAGAUCUGGCGGACUACUGGAAAAAUAACACGUAUUUCGGCUUUGUUGGUUUCUCGGAGAAGAUGACCGAAGACCGGUAUCGGAAGUUGCUGCAGUGGCUUAGCUUUGAUUGUUUGCCCACCGAUAAAGGCAAGGAAAAAGACAGUAUUCCCCUCCUGACCUUUAUAAACGAGAGCAUGGACGAACUGUACGUCUGUGGACAGCAGUUGGUGCUGAACGACCCAGUGGUACUUUGGAAGGGAACAUUCAACUACCUGGAAGAUCUGCCCUGCCGGUUUCGCUGCAACUCCCUGGUUCUCCACAUGCUGACGGAGCAAAGUGGCCUGGUAGUGAAGCUCUUGCCAGAAAUAGUGCGUCGCGAAGACUCAGCUGCCUGGGUGCGGAAUUCCCGGCAACUGGUCCAGCACAGGAUCGGAGUGUCUCUGAAGUUAAUGGGCGAUCCCCAAAGCGGACGAACUGUGUAUGCAUCGAAGUUCUAUGGCAGCUAUGGUUUGGCCCACGAGUUGGCCAAGCGAGAGACCUACUGCACUGGGCUGCUGGACAGGAACCGGUACGGCAACAGCAAGGCCCUGGUGCACCAACAACUGCAACCGAAUCGAAUCGUCACUAGCUACGCUUCUCCUCUGAUGAUGGGGAAAUGGCGGCGGAGGGAAAAGAGCCUUUACUUCUUCAGUUCCGACUGUUUGGCAAUAUAUGCCAAGGAAAUGUCUAUGCAGAAGACCAACGCAAGGCCGAAGCUGAUCCAGGAGCUGGAGUGGCAGUUGAAGGCGGGCAACCAGAGUCGACAGCAACUAAUCCAAUACCAGCCGGGCUCCCAAGAACUUCCCGCCGACAAAAGGCUGGACAUCUUUCUUAUCAACAUCCUGGUCUACAAUGCGCACCUGCUAUACAUGGCCAAUGCCCAAAACGCCAGGGGAGGACGCCUCAAGACCUAUGCGGAGUUCCGUAUGGCCAUAAUCAAAUCGCUGCUGCGGGAGGAGCAAGUAGCAGAGCCCGUCGCCAUCAGCCCCCGAAAACUCGAGGAACCAGUGGAGAAAGAGAAAGCUAAGGAAAAUAAGGCAGUACCGUCCACGAGCAAUCGCCACGAAGCCGUACUCAUUGAGCAUAAUGGGAAGCCGGCGAAGAAAAACUGCCGCAAUUGCCACAAAGGCGGGAUGCUGCAGUUCAGCAAGUUUAUGUGCAACUCUUGUCCGGACAAACCUGGUCUCUGCCAAGAACCCUGCUUCCGUCUCUGGCAUGACCAACUCAAGAAGUGAAAAAUAAAGUGAUCUUUAUGAUUAAAUUGGAUUUGAGAGAA
Messenger RNA from Drosophila ananassae, 2108 nucleotides. RefSeq lists its product as uncharacterized. NCBI's taxonomy places the organism in Eukaryota, Metazoa, Arthropoda, Insecta, Diptera, Drosophilidae. Bases 229 to 2067 code for a protein of 612 amino acids. The transcript has 2 exons. The record is from RefSeq and is a predicted model, not a curated record.